AUGGGAUUCCUACUUCCGGUGCUACAGUGCCAGCAGGACAUCAGAGCUGGAAAGGAUGUUUCAGGAGGCAAGGAUGCACCAAAAGAAAGUGCUGCGAUGAACCCCGAUAGCUGUGCGGGAGCGAAGGGAAGAAGGAGCUCGGACUCUGGGGGUUCUUGUCGAGAUCGAGGUUUCAUCGCCACUUCCGGGCCAGUGAAGCAGGCCCUGCCCUUUUCCAACUUGCUGAUGUUCGCGCUGGCGGAGGUGGCAAAGGCUGCAGCUGCUCGCGGCCAGACACAGGCGAUGCAGAGCUGUCCCAAGUCCGCCUCUUGCCGAAGACUGCACUGUGAAGAGGCCGAAGUCGCGUCCAAAAAACGGCGCAUAGAUCUGAAGCCUGAUGGCGAUGUGACUCAGCGGAGUCCUGAGGGGUGCUGA
Molecule: messenger RNA, 414 nt
Organism: Symbiodinium necroappetens
Lineage: Eukaryota; Dinophyceae; Suessiales; Symbiodiniaceae
Source: the annotation of a GenBank genome assembly